Messenger RNA from Cydia fagiglandana, 2249 nucleotides. RefSeq lists its product as uncharacterized. NCBI's taxonomy places the organism in Eukaryota, Metazoa, Arthropoda, Insecta, Lepidoptera, Tortricidae. The record is from RefSeq and is a predicted model, not a curated record. The transcript has a single exon. Bases 344 to 2194 code for a protein of 616 amino acids.
AUUGAAUAAGGAAGAUAAUCUGAGUCAUCAAAUCGAGAGAGAAUUCAUUGACAAAUUUACAAUUAUCUCUACGUCUACAGAUUCAUCGUUUCAAAGUGCACAAAAUACAAAGAUUCCACUUCAGAAAGCCGUAUCGUAUAUCCCUCUAAAGGAAGAUAAAAAAAUACAUAACACGACUCAAAUAACUUUGCCAUAUGUCCACGUAUUUUUGGCCUCAGAUAAGUCUGCAGUAACUAUUUCUACAGGUAGGAGCAAAUCUAAAAGUCUAACUAACAAUAAUGGUACUAGUAAAAGCACAGCAUUUACUACAACUUCUAAAACCUCUUUUGAAGAUUUAUUAAACAUGAACAAUCACAGUAAUAACUUUCAAUCCACCAAUGAUUCAUCAGCAGAGCAAAUUUAUGCAAAAUCUUUCGGUCUACAUACAGGUAAACAUAAUAUUGAUCCAAUAAUAGCUAAAAAAUAUGAAAAUACUACUAUCUAUCAAAAAAGUACAAACGCAACCGACACACACAUUUAUGAUAAAUCGACUGAUAUUCCCUAUGAUACAUCAAAUUAUUUAGAAACUACAAGACUUACAAUGUCUCCUGAUAGUUCUAAUUUAGAAAACAAAAUCCUAAACAAUGCAAGAAUUUCCCAAGAUCAAAUAAUAACCACAUUCGUUGUCCCAAAUACUACGACGAAAAAUGAAAGUGUAAGAAGCAAAGAGAUCGCAAAAAAUAAAGAUGUAUUGAAAAAUCUUGACUAUAACAAUUUAUUCACAAAAACUAUUUUUAUCACGAGUAGAAUUGUGAAUAAUUCUAGAAAGGAAAGGAUACUCAAAAAUAUUUUUAAAUCUAAAUUUAUAUUUCACACCAAUCUUUCUAAACAUAUAAGCUUGGUCAAAUCACCAACUUAUAAUAGUAACGCUAGGCUUAGUCAAGACAAUAGCACCGAAAAUCCUUUAGUACAUAUUAGUAAGUAUUAUAACCAAACACAUCCAAUAAAUGACAUAUAUGUUUAUAAACAAAAUAAUUAUCACGGGACUAUCCAACCUACAUAUUUUGAAUUACUCGCAAGAAGUGGUAAUGAAAAUAAUAAUCAGUUAGCACAAAAUAAUAAGCCAAAACACGAAACUACUAAAUCAAUCGUUUACAACACAUAUAAAGCUUUAACUGAGGAAGAACUCACCCUGCCACCUGAUGUUAGAAAAAUUAAAACUACAUAUUCAACUAUUUAUACAAAACACAUUAACAGUAUUAAAUCACUUUUAAAUGUAAAAGUUAGCAAACCUCUGUCUAAACAAACCAAAUUUAACUCAAAGUCUGAAGUUCCUUCAAGACUCUUAACGGAUAAAUAUAAUACGACAAAAACAUAUAAUGAUUUUGAGAACACCCUAACAAAUGACACUCUUUACAAUUUUACUAAUAACAUCACCUACCUCCAUCCUAUUGAAAAGCUUUCAAAACAAACACAACGGAGAUCAUUCAAUCGUAUUCAUAUAAAGAAUAGAAAGCGCCCAAUGAUAAUGAUGAAUACUGAUGACUUCCUCUCUUUUCGACGACCGGUCACGACGAAAGGAAAUUACUUUGGAAUGGUAAAAUCGGACUCCUUACCCGUGCCUAGGCUUCAGAUCAAAGUUGAGCCAGUCGGGACACCGGUGCCAAAACGCGUUAUAUUGAGACCAAAAUUCAAUUCAUUUGAAGAUUUUAAAAUGAACCCCGUAAGGCGAGUAAUGCCAAAGGAAAUCAUAAUGCCAGAUGAUCGCGAUUUUUAUAGAAGUAACUUCCAAUUUCAUCACAAACCUGGCCAAUCAUGGAGGGAGAAGAUAGACGAAGUGCGGACGAAAUUAAAGCCUCGACGUCGUUCAGGUGUAGAAACAGCACGAAAGAUAAAGUUUGAACCUGUUAUAGACGUACCGUAUUACAUGCCCACUCUUAUGAAGCCCAAUUUCCUCAGAGACAGAGUGGAAUCUGUCAGGACUUAUAUUUACAACGAAGAACAGAACCAAGUGAAUGGAAGGAGGCAUUUUAAGAGUCCUCCUAGAGUUGAUAAGUCAGGGGUAAUAGUAGAUGCUUCGGAGACGCAAGAACAUAUGUACUAUAGUGCGGAAAGGUCCCCAGAACAGACACUAUCGCCAUCUCCUCAGGUCACUAGGCCAAAGAAAACGAUAUUCUUUUUAAGUCCAACAGUUCCGUAUAAUCGUUAUUUUUAACUCGUUUGUAAGGCUGAAAGGAAUACUGAAACGCCUAAACUAGUGCACAAUAUUA